Molecule: messenger RNA, 878 nt
Organism: Carica papaya (papaya)
Lineage: Eukaryota; Viridiplantae; Streptophyta; Magnoliopsida; Brassicales; Caricaceae
Product: D-Tyr-tRNA(Tyr) deacylase family protein
Biological process (GO): tRNA metabolic process
Cellular component (GO): cytoplasm
Molecular function (GO): D-tyrosyl-tRNA(Tyr) deacylase activity
Source: RefSeq, a predicted model, not a curated record
AAAAAGAAAAAAAAAAAAAACCCCCCAUGUAUUCCCUCCGGUUUACUACACCCUCCUUUGCCACCACAACGCGCACUGGGAGAAGAGCAGCUCACCACCAGCACCUGCAAGUCAAAGCCAUGAGAGCCGUAGUUCAAAGAGUUUCCUCUGCCAGCGUCGAGGUGGACGGCCGUAUUGUAUCGGAGAUCGGACCGGGCCUUCUCGUCCUCGUCGGCCUCCAUGAGUCCGAUACCGACUCCGAUGCCGAUUACAUAUGUCGUAAGGUUCUUAACAUGAGGUUAUUCCCCAAUGAAAGGACGGGUAAAGGAUGGGACCAGAACGUUGUGCAGAGAAAUUAUGGAGUUCUACUAGUGAGUCAGUUUACAUUGUAUGGAUUCUUGAAGGGUAACAAGCCUGAUUUUCAUGUGGCGAUGGCGCCCCAGAAGGCAAAGACAUUUUACGCCUCUUUAGUUGAAAAGUUCCAGAGAUCGUACAGCUCAGAAGCUGUGAAAGAUGGUGUAUUUGGAGCAAUGAUGAAGGUCAAUCUGGUUAACGAUGGGCCAGUCACAAUGCAGCUUGACUCAUCCCAAACAUCAAACUAAAGCUGUUUGGCUUAAUGUAGACACGACCUCAAAUUGAGAAACUUGGGGAUUGUGUUUGGAUAUAAGUGAUUAUUGCCAAUGAAAAAAACAGGUAGUUAAGUAAACCUAUUAAGAGAAGUAUUCACUUAAAUUACUCGACAGAGCUAAGGUAGAGGUGUCUUUUUUGGUUUGAAAUACUAAACCUGCCCUUGUAUUUUUUAAAGUUGGUCGAAUUGGCCCAUAGACAAUUCUGUGUUCAAUUGGAUCUGAAAUCAGCCUUUUGUUGAUGAAAGAGUGGAUAGCCUUAUUCAUUACUAA